AUGCGGCUGGGUAUACGCAUGCCUAGAGUUGCUUGUCGCACACCUAUAGGCUUCCUCGAGUGGAACCUCAGAAGCAAAGGGAGCACCUGCAGGCGGGUCCUACACAUGACAUCGCAACGCGCCAGCGGCAACUCCCAGCAGGUCCCUGCGACAUGGCUACGUCGGGUGUUGGAAGAUGACCACAAGCCGCCAAAACUCUACGCUUGGACGCCGGACAGUAUAUCAAGCGGUGCAGCCCGGCUGAAGAAGACGGCGGGAGCAAACUCAGGCGACGAUGAGCGGCGUCGCAUACACAUCCUGGGCAUCGGCAACAUGGGCCGUCUGUACGCAACAUGCCUAGCCAAGCUGGCUAAUAGGCCUCCCAUCGCCUUAGUCGUCCAUCGGAAAGAAUUAUUGGAGCAUUGGGUCUCACAGCCCGGGAUCGAGUUUACGCGCCACGGCAAGGUCGGGAAGAAUACGGAUUUCGACAUCGAGUGGUGGACGGAUGAGCAGCCAACACAAGGCCCCGUCACAGAGCCCGCUUCGGGCAGGGGGAUAAGCAAUCUCGUCGUGGCCACCAAAGCCUCAGAUGCCAUCCCACAGGUUGACAGGCUACGGGGCUAUCUGGACAGCAACUCGACUGUCGCAUUCACGCAGAACGGCAUGUGCAAGCUCUGGCCUCCCUUCGGAGAGCAAUACGUGCGAGCCCGGUUCCCGGGCGCCACGAGUCCGAGCUGGAUCGCCUGCGUCACCACGCACGGCGUCAUCUCCCUCGGGCCCUUUAGGAGCAUCCACGCCUCGCCGGCCGAUGCCUGGGUCGGUUCCGUGAUGAUGCCAAAACCAAAGCCAGAAAACAACACGGCAGGUGAAGGACCCAGUUACCUGAUCGAGCAGAUCGCCAACGCCCCGGACCUGGCCGCUCGCCGGGUAUCGAUGAAAGAGCUUUGGGUUGCGCAGCUUGAGAAGCUGGUCGUCAAUGCGGUUAUUAAUCCAUUGACUGCCGUCCUCGACUGCAAGAACGGAGAGCUCUUCGUCGAGCGUGGUGAUGGCCUGUCGGAGGUUAUCGAUAGGCUGCUCGAUGAGGCGAGCAGGACCCUCAGGGCGCUGGUGCGCGACCCGGCCAACGACGAGAUCUUCGCAGAACCGGCCACCAAAGACCGGGACGGGUACGCGUUAGAGCAUGUUGCCCGUAGACUGGCUCAGGCCCAUGAGGAGCUCGAUCGGAGAUUCGCGUUACCGCGGCUGCGGGAGAUGCUGCUCGGUGUGGCUGCCAAGGUCACGGAGAAUACGAGCUCCAUGCUGCAGGAUGUUCGGGCGGGCAAGCAGACGGAAAUUAACGAUUUCAAUGGCUGGCUUGUGGAGACGGCGAGGUAUUUGGAUGGAGAUAUCAGAUUACCGACGCACGAACGAUUGAUCGCGCUGGUUAAGGCGCGGACUACGCUUACUAGGGAGGAGAUCUGCGAGAGGCUUCUUGCAUGA
Anthostomella pinea is the source of this 1458-nucleotide messenger RNA. Lineage: Eukaryota; Fungi; Ascomycota; Sordariomycetes; Xylariales; Xylariaceae. The record is from the annotation of a GenBank genome assembly.